Molecule: messenger RNA, 3318 nt
Organism: Parastagonospora nodorum SN15
Lineage: Eukaryota; Fungi; Ascomycota; Dothideomycetes; Pleosporales; Phaeosphaeriaceae
Exons: 4
Coding region: 1-3318 (1105 amino acids)
Biological process (GO): intracellular calcium ion homeostasis; calcium ion transmembrane transport
Cellular component (GO): intracellular membrane-bounded organelle; membrane
Molecular function (GO): ATP binding; P-type calcium transporter activity; ATP hydrolysis activity
Source: RefSeq, a predicted model, not a curated record
AUGGAGGCGGGCAAAUUAGCCCCUCCUGAGCUACAAGUCAACACCCGGCAACGGGCCCUCAGCGAAGCGGAAACUCUUACUUCGACAAAGUCAAAUCCAUUCCUGACACCGACCUCGCCGAGCGCCGCAUCUACUAGCGAUGUUUCUACAUUCGUAGGAGAUGUAGACGUAAAUCAAACACGACGGGAGCUCCGCGAGGAUACCGAUGCCGAAGCUACCAACAACCCCUUCGCCUUUGUACCAAAGCAACUCAACAAGCUUCUCAACCCAAAAUCACUUGUCACAUUCCAAGCUCUAGGCGGCGUUCAAGGCAUCGCAACUGGGCUACAGACCGAUCUACAGAGCGGUCUGAGCGUUGACGAAUCGGCAGUGCCGCGACAUGUCUCCUUCGAUGAAGCCACAAAUCAACAGCUCACACCGAAAGAAAAAGAAACAAGCCGGCCGGCCGGUGAAGGAAAGCCAUUUGAUGAUCGGAUACGGAUACAUGGUCGAAAUGUCCUUCCAGCGAAGAAGGUUACACCUCUCUGGAGGUUGAUCUGGAACGCUUACAAUGAUACGGUCUUGAUCGUUCUCACAGUCGCUGCUGCUAUCUCAUUAGCGCUCGGUUUGUACGAGACUUUUGGUGCAGAGCAUCCUCCUGGUUCCCCCACUCCCGUCGACUGGGUAGAAGGCCUCGCAAUUUGCAUUGCCAUCGUCAUCGUGGUUCUCGUUACGGCUAUCAAUGACUGGCAGAAGGAACAAGCAUUUGCGCGCCUCAACGCUAAGAAGGAGCAAAGAGAGAUUAAAGUCACACGUUCCGGCAGGAUUGUCAUGAUCAGUAUCUACGAUGUGCUUGCCGGAGACAUUAUACACUUGGAACCCGGAGAUGUCAUACCGGUCGACGGUAUCUUCGUCGAUGGCUCCGACGUCAAGUGUGACGAGUCUUCUGCAACUGGCGAGUCUGAUGCCAUUCGCAAAACUCCCGCCGCCGCUGUCAUGAAGGCACUCGAGUCUGGUCAAUCUGUCAAGAACCUCGAUCCCUUCAUCAUCUCUGGAAGCAAAGUGCUCGAAGGCGUUGGUACCUUCAUGGCCACCUCUGUCGGAGUUCACUCUAGCUUUGGUCAGAUCAUGAUGUCUGUCCGCGCUGAUAUCGACCCAACGCCUCUCCAGGAGAAGCUCGGUCGUCUCGCUAUGGACAUCGCCAAAAUCGGAACCACGGCAUCUGGCAUUCUGUUCUUCGUACUCCUAUUCCGCUUCGUUGCUGGUCUGUCCGGUGAUACUCGUACGCCUACCGCAAAGGGUUCAGCUUUUAUGGACAUUCUCAUCGUCGCUGUAACCAUCAUUGUCGUCGCUGUUCCAGAAGGUCUCCCGCUGGCCGUCACGUUGGCACAGACAACUAACAAGAUGACGGUUGUCGCCGGCACAUUCGGCUCCACCAGCUUCGUUCAUGCCGACGCGCAGUCCGACAAGUCUCAGCCCAUCUCUUCUUGGGCCUCUACAAUCACACCCGCCGCCAAGGAGAUUCUUAUCCAAUCCAUCGCGAUCAACUCGACUGCUUUCGAAGGCGAGGAAGAGGGCAAGCCGGUCUUCAUUGGAUCCAAGACUGAGACCGCUCUGCUUCAGCUCGCUCAGGAACACCUCGGAUUGUUAUCGCUGGCCGAGACACGUGCAAACGAACAAGUCGCCCAUAUGUUCCCAUUCGAUUCUGGCAAGAAAUGCAUGGGAGCUGUCAUUAAACUCAAGUCUGGAGAAUACCGACUUGUAGUCAAAGGUGCUUCAGAGAUCCUUCUCGGCUUCGCAUCCUCCAUGGCGGACUUCGCCACUCUUGAGACUCGGUCUCUUUCCGACGCCGACCGACAGUCCCUGACCAACACAAUCAAUGAAUACGCAAACAAGUCACUGAGAACGAUCGGUCUCGUAUACCAAGACUAUGAACAAUGGCCGCCAGCUCACGCCAGCUAUACGGAAGGCGGUAGUGUUGACUUCAGCUCCUUGCUCCAUGACCUCAACUUCCUCGGUAUAGUCGGUAUUCAAGACCCCGUCCGUCCUGGUGUACCAGAGGCUGUUCGUAAAGCACAAGGUGCUGGCGUUACGGUCCGUAUGGUCACUGGUGAUAACAUGCAGACGGCACGUGCCAUCGCUACUGAGUGUAAGAUCUACACUGAAGGUGGCAUUGUCAUGGAGGGCCCUGAAUUCCGCAAACUGUCUGAAGCAGAGAUGGAUGAGGUUUUGCCGCGUCUUCAAGUCCUGGCGCGAUCAUCGCCUGAAGAUAAGAGAAUCCUUGUCACCCGCCUCAAGGCUAUGGGCCAAAUUGUGGCUGUCACUGGUGACGGCACGAACGACGCGCCUGCUCUCAAGGCCGCAAACAUUGGCUUCUCCAUGGGUAUUUCUGGUACUGAGGUCGCCAAGGAGGCAUCAUCUAUCAUUCUCAUGGACGACAAUUUCGCAUCUAUCAUUACUGCCCUUAUGUGGGGUCGUGCUGUCAAUGACGCUGUCCAGAAGUUCCUUCAAUUUCAAAUUACCGUCAACAUCACUGCUGUCAUCCUGGCCUUUGUCACCGCUGUCUACAGCGAGAAGAUGAAGCCUGCACUUGGUGCAGUCCAGCUACUCUGGGUCAACUUGAUCAUGGACACCUUCGCCGCCCUCGCGCUCGCCACAGACCCACCAACGGAGAAGAUCUUGGACCGCCCACCUCAGGGCAAGGACAAGCCGCUCAUCACCAUCACGAUGUGGAAGCAGAUUAUGGGGCAAAACAUCUACAAGCUCACCGUUAUCUUCGUGCUCUACUUCGCUGGUGGCGACAUUCUCGGCUACGAUCUGUCGGAUCCUAACAUGCAACUUGAGCUAGACACUGUCAUUUUCAACAGUUUCGUAUGGAUGCAGAUCUUCAAUAUCUUCAACAACAGGCGUCUGGAUAACAAGCUCAACGUCCUCGAAGGCAUUUUCCGCAACUACUUCUUCAUCGCCAUUGUUUUCCUCAUUAUUGGUCUACAAGUAGCUAUCAUUCACGUUGGAGGUCGCCCCUUCCAGAUCAAGUCAGGCGGUCUUGACGGUGUUCAAUGGGCCAUUUCGAUCGUUACCGGAUUUGUGUGUAUUCCUUGGGCGAUUGGCAUCCGAUACUUCCCCGACGCGUGGUUCGCAGUCAUUGCUGGACACGCUUGCAAGCCCUUUGUUAUCUCGUACAGGCUGUGCUGCCGGGGUUGCUCAAAAAUUGCCGGGCUUUUCAAGAAGAGCAAGAAGAACGAGCAAAGCGACGCAGAAGCUGGUGCGGCGGGUGUUGCUCCUACAAUCGUCGUCGUCGAUAACGAUGAUGCAAGAUCGGCGAAAGGCAAGGCGUAA